Molecule: messenger RNA, 3732 nt
Organism: Planococcus citri (citrus mealybug)
Lineage: Eukaryota; Metazoa; Arthropoda; Insecta; Hemiptera; Pseudococcidae
Product: BTB/POZ domain-containing protein 2-like
Exons: 5
Coding region: 426-1610 (394 amino acids)
Biological process (GO): neurogenesis
Cellular component (GO): cytosol
Molecular function (GO): protein binding
Source: RefSeq, a predicted model, not a curated record
CAUUUUCAACUUGAAAUUUAUGCUUAAUGGUUUAAUGGUCAAUCACUCGUCGUCGUUGGACUCGUAUCGGUAUCGUUUCAACUGUCAACGGCUCUCUGCGAUAUAGUACAUAGCUCGAAAGCCGGCUAUAACGAAGAGUUGAAGUGGUGGUCGUGUUUUUUUUUCAGUCGAUAAAAGUUCUCCUAGAGUGUAAAUUUUUUCGCUAAUUUUUUUCUUUUUCGCGGAGAAAAAUUAAGAAGUUCGGAUGAAAAAAGUACAUUAUUGGGUGGUUUUAAGGUGUCGUUUUAAAAUGGUUUUCGUCAAGGUGUUGGUUAAGCGGCUGUGUCGCGUUUAUAAGAUUACCCAUAAGUAUUGUUAUCGCUGCAUCGAUACGCAAGAUAUUGACGGCGACGAGCAGUACUCGGAUAGGAAACUUAUGAUUCAUCAUGAAGUGGUCGCAACUGCUUUGCCAAAGAUUCCUAAAAGGUAUUUGCAUGUGGGAUUCAUUGUUCGAAAACGAAGCCAGCAGAGAUAUGGAAUUCGUAGUCGGGCCCGAAUGGGACCAAUGGAGGUUCCCGGCUCAUCAAGCUGUUAUGUGUAACAAUGAGGUCUUCAGAGCCAUGCUGGAAGGCCCAUUGGCCAAUGACGAGAAAACCAUCGUUAUCGAAGACGUAGACGGAAGAGCAUUUAAUCUUCUUUUGAGAUACAUGUACGGUCAAAAAGUGGAAUUCAGAACAUACGAUCAAGCUUUAGCCACCAUUUACGCAGCUAACAAAUACCUGUGCCCCGAAUUAGUGAAAACCUGCGUCAUUUAUCUGGAUAAAGAAAUCAAUAACGAAACUGUCAUAUUCAUCUAUCGUCAAUUACGGUUAUUCUCAUCCACCUUUGAUAAUUUACCAUCGGAUAAGCCUUUCGAUUUACCCUCGGCUCCCCCCGAAGAAGACGAAAAGGGUAAUCCGAUCCAACCAGUUGGAGGGCAGAAUGACCAAAGUGGCACGCUUAUGACUCGUUAUUGUAAUUCGUUGAUGUACAAUUGCUUGCAUUAUAUGGAUACAAAUGCGGAAGAUUUAUUGACCACUGAUGCUUUGGAAGAUCUGAAUCAGAGCCAGUUGUACGAUAUCGUGACUCGAGAUACUCUACGCAUAAGCUCCGAACUGGUAUUAUUCGACGCCCUGAUGCGUUGGUGCGUCCAACAAUGCAAACGUAGCCAAUUGGAACUAACUAGUCAAAAUUAUCGUCGAGUUCUCGGCGACGAGCUCAUCUUCAGCGUGCGCUACUUGCGUUUGAGCGAAACCGAAUUCGCCUCCAGACCAAUGACCAGUGGUCUUCUGCAUGACGCCGACAUCGCCAUAAUUUUAGGCUCGAUACAAGGAUAUCGAUCAAACUACACAUCAUCAGUUUAUCUCACCACCUCAGUGCUGGAGUCAUUGGCCAGACCACGAAGCGAAGAAAUCUCAUCUCCUAUGCCAUUGAGCGAUCGUAGUCGUAGAAUAAUUGCUCGAAAUUUGAAACUCGAGGCUUCCAAGAAGAAAAAAGAGAAAAAGAAGCGGAACCGUAUGGACGAUGAUGAAGUACCUGAGAGUAAAUGUCUCAAUUAUACCUUCAGUAUAUUAUCAAUCUUGUUCGAUUAAUUAUCCUUCGAGAAGGAUUGAUUCGAGCAUAGGUUCGUAAUAUACCUACUUAUAAAUGUGUUAGUAUACCUACAUUUACAAAAUACCAAAAUAUGGUAAUUGAAAUGUUUGUUUGUUUUUUUAUUUUUUUUUUCGUUUUUUUGCGUGCCAUCUUACCUGUAUUACCUUUUUGAUGUGAUAAAUGUUUUAUAUUUUUUCCCCCUUUCCCCUAUACUACGUUGUCCUCCCUUUUUUAGCUUUAAGACAUAUGAUGUACGUGUUGUUUUUUUUUCUCAACCAGUCCUGUGCCUAGACCCUUCUCUGGACCCUCGUCUAUUGUAAUGCCUUUAUUAUGAUACCUCUAUAUUUGCGCAUGAGCUGUGGAUCUCAUAUUUUUUUCUUUCUAUUUUUGCCCUCACCCCCUAAAUAUGAAAUCAUCCGUACAAGUGCAGGUUUUAAACCAAAAAUCCCUGGAAAAAUUCAUCGUUUUGACGUUUCUUCGUGAAAUGCUCCAUUUUUUUUUUUUUAGUUUCUUAUUACAUGGCCCCUUCCUCCUUCCCAUUAGAUACCACUUUUUGCUAUUUUUAUUAAAUUAUUGCCUUCAUAUAGAGUACAACAAAUUUGGCAGGCUUCAGUUGAAUAAUAUUUAAUCUGGUAUUGUAAUUGGCUGUGUUUAACGAAACAAUAGUUUUUUUUUCAAUUCAAAUGUAAUAGUGAUGUGAUGAUCAAUUUUAUUGAUUUAAAUAUUGAAUUUUCAACCUUGUUUGCAAUUGUUUAGCAAUUUUUUCAUCUUCUCUGAUUAGAAACAAAAAUUAAUUCUUCAAAACCAGUGAAAAAUUGAGCCAAAAGUUAGUAAAAUUUUUGGGGAAAAAAUCAAGUACUUAUUCCAGUUGAAUGCAUCAGAUUCAAUUUUUUUUUUUUAAUCUCAAAGUGCCUGAAAUUUUCAAAAAAUGAACAAAAAAUAUUUUGAAGCAGCUUCCAUCUUAUUUUUUUUUUAUAAUUUUAAAUUCCACGUUUACAUCACUUUUGCAUUUCUUUCUGAAGCCCUUGAUUGCCAAAGUAUACCAUGAAAAAAAUUGCAUAAAAUUGAUCAGUUGUUUUACUCGAACUGGUUCUACUGAAGUACAUAAAUGAUCAUGUUACAGAAAACCUCGCAACAUAAAAAUCUAGAUUGUAUUAUAAUCACAAAAUUAAUUACUCUGUUAGUUAAUCAGUCACCAUGAAUAUUAUUUUGUUGUGUUUGAGUUCAUCAUUUUAUGUACCUACCAUUUUUGUAACGUAAACAAAUCAGAAUUCAGAACUUUGAGUGUUUAACAUACUUAAUAACUUUAUUAAUAUUUUACCCUUAGAAUUGAUCAUGUUUUACCUACUUAUUGGACUUAUUAUUGGAAUAAUGUGAAAAAAUUUAGAAGCCCUCGAUCAAAUUUACCCAUUGAUUUAUUUGUAUUAUUUACCUACCUACCUACCUACCUACCUAAUUUUGUGAAUUUUCCUCAUUUCCAUAAGUUCUGAGUUCUGAUCUGAAGUUCUAUAAGAACUUCUUUCACUGAAUUUUAUUAAAUGUGUUUGAAUGUUCGUCUAGUUUUAAGGGCCGUAUUUUUAUUGUUGUUGUUAAAGCGAUUGAAUACCAAUGUGAAAUUCCGAUUGAGAUGUUUUUCAAAACUUUGUUGAUGGAAUACAAUUGAAAUAUGGUUCACCAUACGUAUAUUUUAAGGUUAUUAGUGUGAGUGUGUUUUUUUUUAUUAUUAUUAUUCAUUCGAUGUAAGUUCAAAUGGACUGAUUAUUUACUCAAGAAUUGAGAAUUUUUGGAGAGAUUAUAAUAUGAUUGUAUUGACCACACUGUACUUAUUCGUAGUUUAUGGAAGAAAUUGAGGAAUUUUUGUAUAAUUUUUAAUAUUUUUUCGAUAAAUUUUCGAAAAGUAAUUGGUAAAGGUGUAUAUGGAAAUACCUAUUCAAACGAUGAUUUUAUUGAUUUUUGAUUUUCGUUUGAAAAUUGUGGCAGUUUUGAAGAUUAUAAUGAUCGGUUCAUGUUUCGAAUAUCGUUAUGUUAGAUUAUUGAAAUUAUUUUUUUGUUCCUUUAUUUUUAGUAUUUUGCUUGGAUGAACGCUUGUAAAUGAAUAAUAAAGAACUUCAAGUUCGCAAA